AUGAUUGGCAGUAUAUUCUUCAUUUUUAACCGGCUGGUGGAGAUCACCUUCUUGAUCCCCAUCAUCGGCAUCAUGUCCUACUUCGUCCAUGGCUACCUCAAAGCCAACAUGCUCACACCCCCCUACAUCCUCGUCAUCUUCAUCGUCAGCGUCAUUGCCGUCUUCUGGGCCAUCGAUACCCUAAUCCGCUUCUCAGCAACCAAGCGCUCGGCCCUCUUCGUGUCAUUCGUGGACCUCCUUUUCAUGGGCGCACUCAUCGCCGGUGUCUACGAGCUCCGCUUCAUCGCAAACCAGAGCUGCUCACACUGGGACGGCGGCUCGGUCUGGGUAUCUCUCGGUCCAUUCGGCGAGUAUGGACAAAGUGUCCAUAACGAUUACCACUUGCACAUUGACAAGACGUGCGCUAUGCUCAAGACUUCAUUUGCGAUGGGUAUUAUGGAGGUCGUCUUCUUUGCUUGGACGGCUUUCCUGGCUCUUUUCUUGCAUUCGCUUCGCGACGUGGUCACUCUAGUGGAGGGCAUCAUCGUCAUCGGAGCUCAAGUCGGAGUCGGCGGCCUGCGUAUGUCGUUUAAGGACCCUGUAUAG
Penicillium longicatenatum is the source of this 585-nucleotide messenger RNA. RefSeq lists its product as uncharacterized. The coding region runs from base 1 to 585 and encodes 194 amino acids. The record is from RefSeq and is a predicted model, not a curated record. The transcript is spliced from 3 exons. Lineage: Eukaryota; Fungi; Ascomycota; Eurotiomycetes; Eurotiales; Aspergillaceae.